CAAGCAGCGGAAGCUCCAGUGCGCCUCGCGUAAAGCUUUCCGUGCGCUCCCCUCGUCGGUUUUCACGGCGGCUGCCAGCUGGUAUCAAAACAUCAGGGCGCACGCAAAGUUCACCUCCAGGAGAGUUUGUGUGUGUGUCUGUGUGUGCAAAUUCAUGUGUGCUCAUUCUGUCUGUCUAAUAGACUGACCCCCCAGCACGCUGUUUAAAGGGAAGACAAGAGAGCUGAGUCAACGAAUCACAAGAAGGAUGCAACAGUUGAUGUGCGCCAGUUGCACAGUUUUCUUGUAUUUGGAGACGGCCUGCACACAAAGAGGAUGGUGGCUAUGAUCUGAUCAGAUGUUUUGCUGCUUUCAAACUCAUCUGGCAGAUAAACCUAAAGUUAAACAGCAGAUUCUACACAGCCAUUACAGUCUGUCAUUUUAUUGCCAGAAUGGACGUUUGGACUGAAAUGCAUUUGGAGGGACUUCAUGAUCUGCUGGAAUGGAGUUAAAGCGGGGGAUUUCGGAUGGUCUGCGGCGGUGAUUAGCAGUGCAGUCUGCACCAAUAUGCAUCGGAUUCUGCAGAGGAGGCGAGUGCGCAGGCUGCGGGUCGUCUGGGCUUCUCUGGCUCUGGUGGCUCUGUCUCUGGCCGCAUGCAGCGCGCUGUUUACGGCGUGGACUUUGCGACAAACGCGGGACCUGUCUCAGUCCUUCAAGAUCCUGCAGGACCGACUUGAGCAGGUCAACACACAGAGGAAGGCCAUUGUUCAGCUCAUUCUGGAGAAGAGAGAGCUGCUGGUGGGGCACCGAGUGAAGAGAGAUGAGAAAACGUCAAAAGCGGGGAAGAGUGGAAAUGGAAAGAAAGCGGCGUCUCAUUUUGAGAUAACCAAAGUCUCCUCUCAGCAAGUGGGAGAAGGUGGGGUGAUAAAGGGCUGGGAAGAGAGGACGCUGAAUAUGAGUAAAGCGGUGAGGUACAACAAGGAGGAAGGCACCUUCACUGUGGAGAAAACGGGCGUCUACUUCCUGUUUUGCCAGGUGUUGUUCAACGAGCAGCAGUCUCAGUACGUGAAACUAGAUGUGGUGACCAACGACCCGAGGCCUCAGAAGCUGCAAUGCAUGGAAGGCUAUGGGACAACCCCCUCCGCCGGGCCGCACCCUUUUCACUUCCUGAAGCCCUGCCAGGUGUCCGGCCUCCUGCGACUGGACAAAGGCACGAAGCUGCAGGCCAUCACAGGCCCGUCCUUCAGUCUCCACAGCGUAGGCAAUCCUUCCGCCUCGCCUCACGUCUUUAGCAUCUUUAAAGUUAACUGAGGCACAUCAUGGAAACUUUUUUUUUUUUUUUUUUUAUGAGUACACAGACUCAUGGGAGAAUUAACUUGUUUUUGUGCGGACGAGAUUGUUUUCUAAAUGGUGAAACUGUCACAAGCAGUCGAGGCAUCGCUUAAUGCUACAGCUUCUUCCCAAAGAUGCUACUUUGAAAGACAAACCUGACAUUUGGGGAAGCUGUUGUGGAAUUUUUUUUUUCCUCUGGACUGCAGAGCUGUUUUGGAACGCAGAUUUUGGAAUAAAACCAAGACCCGCAGUGAACAAAAUGCCUCGACGAAUGUCUGCCGAGGGAACAGAUGUGAUGGGAGCUGUUCUGUAGAUAAAGGGCCUCAUAUAAAAAAAGAAGAAAAUUCCUUGGAUGUUCAUCUUAGCCCAUGUAUUAUGCUAUAAAUUGCACUUAAACUCUUUAUAAGACUGUGAGUAAAGCUGUGCAUGCACCUUCCACUUCCACAGCUGAGAGCACGUCUGCGAGCGGCCUACACCAAUUGUCAUAUAUUUGAUACAAUGCAGCAUCAGUGUUUAUGAAAUCUCACAAAUCCAAACUUUUUUUUGUUUAUACUGAUUUUAUAAUCUUAAUGCAAACAUUUUCUUUGAAUACUUUGUAUAUAUUUUAUACACAUUUUACAUUUUAUUAAGUAAGGAGAUGGUUAAAAAGGGGGCCAUUUUUAAAUACCACGGAUGUGAAUUUGUUCUCUUUUGUAAGGUCAAAUGAUUGUUUGUAUUCUUUGUUGUCCAAGUUAUACCACACAAAGCAUAGCGCUUUAAAUAUAGCUUGACUCUUCUCCCUCUUCCUCACCUGAUUGAUGACCAUUUUUUAAAAUAAUAACCUGAUAACUGUUAAUCAGUCAAAAUACAGAUAAAGCUACAGUAUAAAUGAA
Archocentrus centrarchus (flier cichlid) is the source of this 2183-nucleotide messenger RNA. RefSeq names its product TNF superfamily member 12 (gene tnfsf12). Gene Ontology annotation, cellular component: membrane. The record is from RefSeq and is a predicted model, not a curated record. Lineage: Eukaryota; Metazoa; Chordata; Actinopteri; Cichliformes; Cichlidae. Gene Ontology annotation, molecular function: receptor ligand activity; tumor necrosis factor receptor binding. Gene Ontology annotation, biological process: immune response. The transcript has 6 exons. The coding region runs from base 469 to 1290 and encodes 273 amino acids.